Molecule: messenger RNA, 1484 nt
Organism: Sinocyclocheilus anshuiensis
Lineage: Eukaryota; Metazoa; Chordata; Actinopteri; Cypriniformes; Cyprinidae
Gene: b4galnt2.1
Product: beta-1,4-N-acetyl-galactosaminyltransferase 2 (SID blood group), tandem duplication 1
Exons: 12
Coding region: 66-1484 (472 amino acids)
Biological process (GO): UDP-N-acetylgalactosamine metabolic process; UDP-N-acetylglucosamine metabolic process
Molecular function (GO): acetylgalactosaminyltransferase activity
Source: RefSeq, a predicted model, not a curated record
GUUUUAAAAAGACUUGACUUUACUACUCUUCUGAAACGAUAAUUUCAUACUGAUCAUCCCCCAUAAUGGAGUGCAUGAGGAACAUCCGCCUUAUUUUGUUCCUUAUUUUUCUUGGUACUGGACUGAGCAUCUACUUUAUACAAAGUGGCGUGUUGAACGUCAUGAAAAGCAUAGCACCCAGCCCUGAACAAGAUAAAAUCUCAAGUUUGACGGAACUCCUCCAGCCAAAUGUCUCUUGCCAUGGAGAUGAACUCACCAGACAAUUAGUGCCAGAUCAACUGGAUAACAUUCUGGAACACAGAGCGAAUGAGUACAAGCAACACCAACUCAGGAGAAAGACAAAUGCAGAUAUUAUUAUCGCCCCGGCCAACUCUCCUCUCCAAUAUCCAAUUACAGGUUUCAAGGUAGCUCCUCUGAAGAAAAGUAUGAUACCAGGUCUUGCUCUUCAAACACAAGGGAGAGGCAAGAGUGAGGUGUACAAGGUGUCUUUGAGUGUGAAGAGUGGAGUGCUCUCAGUGGAGGAUGUUCUGGAUGGAGAUCAGGUGGAAGGACAGGGUCAAAGUAAUCUGACCAUCUCAUCCAACAACCUCACACAACUCAAUGAUCUGCUGUCCAGAGUGACCUACACCAGCACCAUCUACCACAUCAGGACAUCAGACUUGGUUCAUUUCUCUUUUGAGGACCAUAAGGCCAUGUUUCCAAUCAUGAUUAGGAGACCAUCAGUACCUGUUCUGUAUGACCCAGGAAAUGAUGUCAACUCACAGGUGACCAUAAUAACCAAGACCUUUCUGAGGUAUAAGGAGCUGAACAUCCUCAUCAAGAGUAUCAGGAAAUUUUACCCAAAGAUCAAGAUCAUUGUUGCGGAUGACAGCCUGAAGCCUGAGCAUGUGAUUGGAAACAACAUUGAGCACUACAUCAUGCCUCCUGCACAGGGCUGGUUUGCAGGCAGAAAUCUGGCUGUAUCUCAGCUCACAACCAAAUACUUCUUGUGGGUUGAUGACGACUUUGUGUUCUUGAAUGGCACACGGAUCGAGAGUUUUGUGGAGAUAAUGGAAGCGGUUCCAGAACUAGAUAUUCUUGGUGGUGAGGUGUCAGGUGAUCAGUUCUACUUCGUUCUGGAGUUUGAUGAGGGAGAUGAGACUGACGGCGGCUGCCUAAGGCGUAUUAGAGGGUUUCAUCAGCCACUUCCAGGCUAUGAUGGCUGCUUUCUAGUGGAUGGUGUCAUUAAUUAUUUCUUGGCCAGGACUGAUGCGGUGCGAAGUGUUGGCUUUGACCCGUUUCUGAAAAGAGUUGGUCACACCGAGUUCUUCAUUGACGGACUUGGAAAGCUGUUGGUUGCCUCCUGUAAAGGCCUUUCUGUUGGUCACCAGACACAUCGGGCACAGGACAAAUAUGACUCUUAUAGGAAUCAAGGGAAACCUGAAGAAGUGAGAAAACUGGUUCACCAUUUCUUUAAGAACUAUCUUAACUACAUCAAGUACUGA